AUGACACUAAAGGUGAUUACAAAGCUGAAGUCUGGCUCCUCUGCAUGGUAUAAUUUGGCGCUAGAAGCUGUGUGCUUGAAGAAUGAGAAGCGGAGUGGAGCGGUUGGACGAUUGCAACACGUUCAGCUCCCAAAGCUUGCUCUCGAUGAGGAUCAGAAGCAAGCACCGAGCUUCCCGAGCCUGCACGCUGCGGCCUGGAUCGGAGAUGUGUCAACCAUGGAGGCCCUGAGGGAGGACCCUGAUCUGAAUGUCGCAGAGACGACGCAAGGAGGCUUCACGGCAUUACACUUCGCCGCAUCGAGGGGUCACACCGAAGCGGUUCGGGCUCUGCUAGAAUGGUCGACGGCGGAAGUGAAUGCCGUGACUGUCGAGGGCUUUACAGCACUGCACAUGGCUGCGUACGGCGGGCACUUGAGCUGCGUUAGACUCCUGCUGCAGCAAGACUCGACGAAUGCGCACAUCAACGCCCGGGACAAGGUGCUGGGAAGGACGGCUUUGCAUUGGGCUGUAGGUCACAAUUCCGACGACGGGCUGGCCAUGGUGAACCUGAUGCUGCAGAGUUCUGAGAUAAACCCAUGCCCCAGGGACAGGGCCGGAUUCACGCCGCUGCACUUUGCAGUCAUAAACUCCGGGGAAGGGGCAAUCCCGCACGCGGCCAUGGAAGCUAUUGUUCUGUGUCUGUUCCACCGUCCGCAGCAGCUGCGCAAAAUUCCUGCGAAUGUGAUUAGGCAGAUGAUGUGGGGAAUCCCCGAGAAGAUGGUGGAGGUGCUCCUGACAAAAUACCCCGAUCAGAUCGAUUUCAAGGUAGGCAACACAUUUCCGUCGAGGGAAGAUGUGGAGGACUUCAACUCCAUGCCCUGGAGACCACUCUGGACGGUCGAUCUCAAAGAGGUUCACGCAGCAGCACCGAGCAGGAGAUUUGUGACGGGAUUCCCAAAGUUCCGAGCCCUGGGUAAAUGCGUGAGCGGCUUCACUGCCCUGCACUUCGCCUCCGGGCAGAACCACGCGGAGCUAGUGUCGUACCUGCUCGAAAACUUUCCGGACAUGGAGGUGAACGAACCCGAUCUGAGAUACGGAAUGACUCCCUUGCAUCGCACGAUGUUGAAAGGAGCGAUGAGGUCCUUCAAGAGGCUGAUGUCGUGCGAGAAGGUGGAUGUCAACGCAUUGGUGAAGUUCUCAGGCCAGGUCGACCCACAACCAUGGCUGCCUCAGAGUCCGGUCCUGGAAAGAAUCGACGAGAACGGGUCCGACGCAUACAAAGAGUUUCGACCGGGCGAGUUCUGCCGAUUCGAAACUCCGCUCCAUCUCGGAAUCCGCUUCUGUGCACCCGAGCAAUUCCUGAAGAUGAUCACGACUUUCCUCAAGCACCCGGCACUCGAUGUGACCAUCCGCAACACGAGUGGCACGCCUGCCAUUCAGCUGGCAUGGCUGAGGUCAGACUGCACGCUGGUCUCUUUGCCCUCGCACCCCGUCAUGUUGCCGAUCUAUUUCCUCCUCUGGCCCCACCCGCCCUUGGCGCCCAUGUCCAUCAGCGAAAAUUCCUCCGAGACCUGCAUCACCCUGCGCGCAACCAAACGCUACAAAGCCAUCGAUAGCGCAAAACAACAAAUCAAGGACCUGGACAUCGCCCUGGACAUGCUCGAGGAGCAUCCGGGGAACGAGAGGCUCAUGAAGAAAGUGAAUGACGCAUUGUCGGCCACGCAGCAGUCGGUGAACGCCGUGCUCGUGACGGCGUCAGUGAUCGCCGGGUUCCAGUUCCUGGCACCCGCCACAAGUCUGCUCCAAGUCGACAAGAGCGCCCUGGUAUGGCCGAGGCUGUUCUGGACCUGCUAUAAUCUCUCAUUCUUCUUUGCGAUUUUCACUGCGUUUCGCUGCCUGGGCACGACUGCCAUCGCCAGGCCCAUGGCUCAUCGCCAGGUCGGCAACCUCGAGAGUCUGCUGGCCUACGAACAGACUCGGUACACGGGGCCUCUGCAUUUGUGUGUCAUGUUCGGAGUCGUGGCCUUUGUCUCCUCGGCCGCCAACAACAUUCCACGGCAGGUGCGCGAUGUGGCGUGGUCUUGCUGCCCUGUCGGGUUCUUUCUGGUCCUCGUGGAAUUCGCUCGAAACCUCACAGGCUCGUACGAGGCAUAUCUGCACGGGAGGGUGCAACAUCGCAUUCAGAGGGGUGUCAUUCUCCACAUUCCUUGUUAUGUGGCUCGAGAAAUCAUCGGCCUUCUUCUGGCACCCUUGACGGGCCUUCUCACGGGCAUCUCCUAUUAUCGUCAUGUGAGUACUGUAGGCUGGACUCGCAAAUAUUUUCAAAUUGUUGGCAAAAGUCUGGACCAAGCAUUUCUAGGAGUGAUAGCAUAUCUGAUGAUAUGGUUGCUCGUUAAUACCGUGGUGAGGAUUUUCCUCCCUCUAGACUGA
Molecule: messenger RNA, 2409 nt
Organism: Marchantia polymorpha subsp. ruderalis
Lineage: Eukaryota; Viridiplantae; Streptophyta; Marchantiopsida; Marchantiales; Marchantiaceae
Source: the annotation of a GenBank genome assembly